AUGUCACAAUUACACAGCACACGCGAUCAUCAUCAUUUACCAGUCGGUCAUUUUCCUCGACAACUUUUUGAUUUUGAAAAUUUUCUUGGUCCAUCACUUGACUUAUUUGAUCCUUUUGAUGAAGUUGAUUUGGCUUCACAUCGCAUGCAAAAUGCUCUACAAUGGUUACAAGAUCCACCGCGUCUUCAACGCGAACUUUGUCCUGUAACUGGUCAUAAAAAACGGGCUCACACUGAUAAAUUUCGUGUUACACUCGAUGUAAAUGGUUAUAAACCAGAAGAUUUGAGCGUGAAAGUUGUUGGUCGUAAAUUAUUGAUUGAUGGAAAACAAGAAUUUCGUGAAGGCGAUGACUUUUCAGUUAGAGAAAUGCGUAAAACAUAUGAAUUACCUGAAAAUGCUAGUCUUGAACAUAUGACAUCGUUUCUUACAGCUAAAGGUACAUUGGUCGUCGAAUUUCCAUUAAUAACAGAAACAAAGGAACGAGACGAUCAUCAUCAUCAAUUACAAAAAUUUGGUGGCGAUUUGAAAGAAUUUAAUUUUGAUGAAUUCUUUAAAAGUGCAUUCGAACCAAAAGUUUCUGAUGAUCCAGAAAAAGGAGGAAAGAAAAUUGAUUUAUCAUUAGAUAUGACAGGUUUUCGACCAGAUCAAAUUCAAAUUCAUCUUAAAGAUCAUGACUUGAUUGUUCAAGGUGAAUCAAGUGCAUCGGAUAAACAUCAUACAGCUCGUUCAUAUAUUUACAAAGCCGUUACAUUACCACCUAAUAUUGACGUUGAAAAUAUGCGUUCAUUUCUUCAUGAUGGUAAACGACUUAUUAUUACUGCUCCAUAUCGUGAACAUAAAGCUGCUAUUAGCAACGGAAAGGCUGGUACACUUGAUUCUGGUGAUCAUAAUCAUAGUUCGGUGAAGAAUGUUAUCAAUACAGAUGAUCUUAAAGCAUCAUCACCCACAAGCUCAACAUGUUCAGUUGCUGGCUCAGUUAAUUCAACAGUUGAAAGUACACGUUAA
Messenger RNA from Rotaria socialis, 1005 nucleotides. The record is from the annotation of a GenBank genome assembly. NCBI's taxonomy places the organism in Eukaryota, Metazoa, Rotifera, Eurotatoria, Philodinida, Philodinidae.